ACAAUCAUCAAAAUGAAAACAAAAUACUCAUUAGUGCACCGUACACCCGAAUAUAUAUAAUAAUCUCUCGUCUACUACAGGAAUUUGCGAGAAUAGAAAGAUCUCAAGCCCGCCCAAAACAAACAUUUGCACCGCCUUCAUCUAAAACCCCAAAUAACCCCCUCACUUCACUCUUCUCCCAAUUUCACCACACCCCAACAAAAACUCCAUCACUUUCUCUCUCCUCCUUCUUCCGCCAUGGACGAUAGCUUAUACGACGAGUUCGGCAACUACAUUGGCCCCGAAAUCGACUCCGACCAAGACAACGAUUCCGACGCCGAAAUCCCCUCCGACGAUGACGCCGACAAACGCCCUUCCGACGACGAAGCUCCUUCCUCCGCCGCCGGACCCACCAACGGCUGGAUGACAACUUCACACGGCGUCGAAGACGACGAAGACACUGAAAUGGCCGACAAUCAGGUUGUUCUUGCCGAAGACAAGAAAUACUACCCUACUGCUGAGGAAGUUUAUGGCGAAGAUGUUGAAACCCUAGUUGAAGAUGAAGAUGAACUUCCUCUUGAACAGCCGAUUAUUAGGCCUGUUAAAGCUCUGAAAUUUGAACUUGGUGUUAAGGAUUCGUCUACUUAUGUUUCGACUCAGUUUAUGCUUGGUCUUAUGUCGAACCCUAAUUUGGUGCGGAAUGUUGCGCUUGUUGGGCAUUUACAUCAUGGGAAGACGCUGUUUAUGGAUAUGCUUGUUGAGCAGACUCAUCAUAUUUCUACUUUUGAUACUAAGAAUGAGAGGCAUAUGAGGUAUACAGAUACGAGGUUUGAUGAGCAAGAGAGGAGAAUUUCUAUCAAGUCUGUGCCAAUGUCGCUUGUUCUUGAGGAUAGUAACUCGAAAUCAUUUUUGAUUAAUAUUAUGGAUGCCCCAGGUCAUGUGAAUUUCUCAGAUGAGAUGAGUGCUGCUCUAAGGCUCGCUGAUGGGGCUGUUCUGGUUGUUGAUGCAGCUGAAGGUGUCAUGGUCAAUACCGAGAGGGCUAUUCGUCAUGCAACUCAGGAGUGUAUCCCAAUAGUAGUUGUUAUUAAUAAGGUUGACAGGUUGAUAACAGAGCUUAAAUUGCCUCCUAAAGAUGCCUACCAUAAACUGAGGCAUACUUUAGAAAUCAUCAACAACCACAUCACGGCGGCCUCUUCCACUGCUGGAGAUGUCCAGCUUAUAGAUCCAGCAGCGGGGAACGUUUGUUUUGCCAGCGCAACAGCAGGAUGGUCAUUCACUCUGCAAUCAUUUGCAAAGCUAUAUGUGAAACUACAUGGAGUACCAUUUGAUGCAAGUAAGUUUGCUGCUCGUCUGUGGGGAGACAUGUACUACCAUCCAGACAGCAGAAGUUUUAAGAGAAAACCUCCUGCAACUGGAGGGGAAAGAUCUUUUGUUCAAUUUAUCUUAGAGCCACUGUAUAAAAUAUAUAGUCAAGUCAUCGGGGAGCAUAGAAAGAGUGUGGAGGCAACAUUAGCAGAACUUGGGGUUACACUUCCAAAUGCAGCCUACAAGUUGAAUGUUCGACCAUUGUUAAGACUUGCCUGUAGCUCAGUUUUUGGUACAGCAACAGGCUUCACUGAUAUGCUAGUUCAGCACGUUCCUUGUGGAAAAGAAGCUUCUUCAAGAAAGGUCGAUCACAUAUAUACUGGUCCAAAAGAGACUAUGGUUUACAACUCCAUGGAGAAUUGUGAUCCAUCAGGACCACUUAUGGUUAAUAUUACCAAACUCUAUCCGAAACCAGAUUGCAGUGUUUUUGAUGCCUUUGGUAGAGUGUACAGUGGCACGAUCCAAACAGGCCAGACUGUUCGUGUGCUAGGAGAAGGGUACUCACCUGAGGAUGAAGAAGAUAUGACAGUGAAAGAAGUUACAAAGUUGUGGGUUUACCAGGCUCGUUAUAGGAUCCCUGUAAGCAAGGCUCCACCAGGUUCAUGGGUUCUUAUUGAAGGUGUAGAUGCCUCUAUCAUGAAGACUGCAACACUUUGUAGCGUUGAUUAUGAUGAAGAUGUAUACAUAUUCCGCCCUCUUCAGUUCAAUACACUUUCAGUGGUGAAAACUGCUACAGAGCCUCUUAAUCCUAGUGAACUACCAAAAAUGGUCGAGGGUCUUAGAAAAAUCAGCAAGAGCUACCCUCUAGCCAUUACUAAAGUUGAGGAAUCGGGGGAGCAUACAAUUUUGGGCACUGGGGAGUUAUACCUUGAUUCUAUCAUGAAGGACCUGAGAGAGCUUUAUUCUGAAGUAGAAGUCAAGGUAGCGGAUCCAGUUGUCUCAUUUUGUGAAACAGUGGUAGAGUCUUCAUCAAUGAAGUGUUUUGCUGAAACUCCCAACAAGAAGAACAAGAUUACUAUGAUUGCAGAACCUUUGGAAAGAGGUCUCGCAGAGGAUAUUGAGAGCGGUAUCGUGAGCAUUGAUUGGCCACGAAAAAAAUUGGGAGAUUUCUUCCAAUCUAAGUAUGAAUGGGAUUUGCUGGCUGCCCGUUCUAUAUGGGCUUUUGGACCAGAUAAGCAGGGGCCUAACAUAUUAUUAGAUGACACGCUUCCUAGUGAAGUUGACAAGAACUUGCUGAGUGCUGUGAAGGAUUCUAUUGUUCAAGGCUUUCAGUGGGGUGCUCGAGAAGGUCCCCUCUGCGAUGAACCAAUCAGAAACGUGAAAUUCAAGAUAGUUGAUGCUAGGAUUGCUCCUGAGCCACUACAUCGGGGUACUGGACAAUUAAUCCCCACAGCCCGUCGUGUGGCUUAUUCAGCUUUCCUCAUGGCAACCCCUCGUCUUAUGGAGCCAGUGUAUUAUGUGGAGAUACAAACACCAAUAGAUUGUGUUUCUGCAAUCUACACGGUUUUAUCUCGUAGGCGUGGCCAUGUGACUGCUGAUGUUCCGCAACCAGGGACCCCAGCGUAUAUUGUCAAGGCAUUUUUGCCUGUGAUAGAGUCAUUUGGAUUUGAGACAGAUUUAAGGUAUCAUACCCAAGGUCAGGCCUUCUGCUCUUCUGUGUUUGAUCAUUGGGCUAUUGUCCCUGGCGAUCCCCUAGACAAGAGCAUUGUCCUACGGCCUCUUGAACCUGCCCCAAUACAGCACCUUGCAAGAGAAUUCAUGGUGAAAACAAGGCGUAGAAAGGGUAUGAGUGAGGAUGUUAGCAUCCAGAAGUUCUUUGAUGACGCUAUGGUUGUGGAGCUGGCUCAACAGGCCGCAGAUCUUCAUCUGCAGAUGAUGUGAAGGAUGGAUAACCCUCUUUUUUCUUCAUGACCAGAGAUAUUCCUGUCAGGUCUUGAUAUUUAGAAAAUCUCCUGCACGCACAUGGAUUUUGUUUUUGUUGAAUAUUGGAGUUGGAUCCGUUAGUGAUUAUCAGAUAUGUACAUCGACGAUUUGGAAUAUAGUUUCUCUACAAGGAUCGAAAUUAACAAAUGCUUGCGGUGACUUCAUUUCAAGCUAAAUGCUACUAAUGAUAUCAUUCUUUCCCAAGUUUCAAA
This is a messenger RNA of Chenopodium quinoa (quinoa), 3479 nucleotides long. RefSeq names its product 110 kDa U5 small nuclear ribonucleoprotein component CLO-like. The record is from RefSeq and is a predicted model, not a curated record. Gene Ontology annotation, biological process: mRNA splicing, via spliceosome. NCBI's taxonomy places the organism in Eukaryota, Viridiplantae, Streptophyta, Magnoliopsida, Caryophyllales, Amaranthaceae. Gene Ontology annotation, cellular component: cytosol; U4/U6 x U5 tri-snRNP complex; U2-type catalytic step 2 spliceosome. The coding region runs from base 238 to 3225 and encodes 995 amino acids. Gene Ontology annotation, molecular function: translation elongation factor activity; GTPase activity; U5 snRNA binding. The transcript has 11 exons.